AGAAAACGCCGAAAUAUGCUGAUAUUAGCAGCGGAGUUUCAAAUAAACAAAAUCAAUCAUUAAACCCCUAAGUAUUUUUGCACCGGAUUGUAAUGCAUAGUUUAUUUGAUUGAAUAACGCUUCGUAAAUGGUUUUUUAGCGUAAAAACAAAAAUGGUUCUAUUAAUAUUUUACAGUUGAACGAUAAUAAAGAUUUAAAAUAUUUAGAAAUUUGGCGCGUAAAAAGAAAAUUAAUUCUUGAUUAGGCAAAUGGAUGACGUUAUUGCUUUAAUAGACAUGGAUUGCUUCUACGUACAAGUAGAAAGAAAGUUCAAUCCUGAAUUUGAAAACAAGCCAUGUAUUGUGGUUCAGUAUAGACUAUAUAGAGGAGGAGGAGUGUUAGCCGUUAGUUACGAAGCGAGAAAAUUUGGCAUAAAGAGGGGUAUGAUGGCUGACGAAGCGUGCGAAUUGUGUCCUGAAUUAUGUAUAGCCAGAGUUCAAGAGACCAAUGGAAAAGCUAACAUUCAAAGAUAUAGAGACGCUGGAGCCGACGUAAUUAAAUCUAUAACAAAGCUGACACCUAAUGUGGAGAAGGCUAGUGUUGAUGAAGCAUAUAUAAAUUUAACAUCCUUAGUUAAUGAAAGAUUAAAGAAUUACGGAACUAUUGAUGAAAGUCUUUUAGAAAAUACCUUUGUGGAGGGAUUGAACAAUCCAGAAGCGGACAAGAACCUCUCAGAGUCGGUUCCUGAGGAUUCUGGGGUGAAAGCUUUUAUAAAAGUGUGCAACAACACAUGUAUUAAUAAUUUAAAGUUAUUACUAGGAGCGAAGAUAGUGGAAGAAAUAAGACAGGAAAUCUUUAAGGACACUGGCUUCCGUUGUUCUGCUGGAAUUUCUCAUAAUAAAACAUUAGCUAAACUGGCUUGCGGACUGCAUAAACCAAAUAAACAGACAAUACUUCCAAAAUCUUCUGUUCAAUCACUUUUCAACGUGAUACAUAUAAAACAAAUAAGAAAUUUAGGUGGCAAACUUGGUGACCAAAUUUGCUCUGAUCUUAAAAUUUCUACAAUGGGGGAAUUGUGUAACAUUUCAUUAAAAAAACUGCAGCAUUUAUAUAAUGAUAAAACAGGACAGUGGAUAUACGAUUUGUGCAGAGGAAGAGACAUUGAGCCUGUUGCUGAGCGACAACUUUCAAAAUCAAUCGCUUGUAGUCGAAAUUUUCGAGGGCCAGAAGCUUUAAAGAGUGCAUCUUCGAUAAAGAAUUGGUUAAGCAAUUUUGCUGAGGAGCUACUCGAACGGUUAAAUAAAGAUUUAAAUGAGAAUAAACGCAAGGCAAAGCAGAUGGUUGUCUGCGCCAAAAUGCAGAUAAAGUUGGAAAAUGUUAGUCGAUCCUGGCCCUUAACGAAAUACUGUAAAGAAGCCAUUGUCAGUCGGUCUUUCAAUUUAUUACUAAAGUUUAAUCAGUCUUCCCAGACUUCAGAUCGUUGGUUUCCACCUCUCGUAUUACUUGGCUUAAGCGCCACGAAAUUUGAGGAUGUCAAUAUUACGUCAUCAAUUUCUACUUUUCUCGUUCCGCAGGAAUUCCAAUCAAAUAGAUUUGAUUAUGAUACAACUCCAAAGACGACGAUAAAAGAAGCAUCAAAGGAAAGAAAGUGUACAAGCGAUAUUAAAGACUUUUUUGAAAAGAAAAGUUGCAAGGAACCACCCAUUUCAAUGAUCACUUCGUCAAAUAGUCACAAAAAGAGACGAAUUGGACCACUAGAGAAACUGUGGAAGAAUAAGCAGCUUUCUAAUAAUGAACGUUUACCCUUGACAGGCAAUCAAUUAGUAAGAACGGAUUAUGAUAGUAAUACUGAAGGGAAAUCGUUCUCAUUGGACAGCUGUAAGAGUUCUCGGAACAAUGGUAAAGAUAACCGUUGUCAAUCUGAUACGGAUGAUGAUGAAAAUGAAAUAGAGAUAAUAGACAUUCUCAUUGGAGGGGAAAAAUCCGAAAUGAAAAAAAAACAAUUUGAAUGGAAAUUACCAUUGAGUUCCGCUAAUAUUUCACUUGAAGAAGUUGAUAAUUGCAAUAAAGUAUCAGUUUCGAAAGAUGCCCGAAGGGAUUCGCAAGUUGAGCAUAAAAAAGGAACUAAAUCGAUCAGAGAAUUCUUUAGUAAGAAUUAGGCAAAGUUACGUCGUUUUCAUCUUCUUUUUUAUGUAAUACAUUCGCCUUGACAUUUC
Molecule: messenger RNA, 2195 nt
Organism: Dimorphilus gyrociliatus
Lineage: Eukaryota; Metazoa; Annelida; Polychaeta; Dinophilidae
Source: the annotation of a GenBank genome assembly